AAUUGUUUUCCUUAGAUACCAUAGUCUCGCAAGCUCAAAGCGCACCAAACAUCGAAAAGAUUGCCAUUCACAUGCAGUCACCUGAUGAAAGCCAGGUCUGGGGCCCUGGUCAGUCCCUAUGGGGCCUGAUCGCUGAACAUAUUUCUGAGUCAGAGCUGCCAAAGAUCUACACCGCACUGGGCCAUUCCUUGGUAGAUGUGUACACAGACAUGCACACUGAGGCAGAGAUGUGGCACAAGAUGUGGCAGGAGAACCAGCGAAGUGGAAAGCACGGCGGUUGGGCGGGGACCCCGCUCCCAUGUCUGCAGAGUGCCCCUCUAGUUGACCCCCCUGCUGUGAAAGAGCUUUUGAGAGCUGAGGUCAAGAUGUUACUACAGACUCUCGGAGAGAAAGCCAGCAGGGCAGGAAGAGAUGUUGAGGAGCUCCUGCAUCGGUACAAACCUGAGACUCUAAACUACGCCCUCGGCCACCGAUACAGAUGUCAUACUAAUUGCACCAACCCUGAAGAUACUGACAGUGGAAGCAGGCCGGACUCCCGCUGCUCGGUCCAGUCCAGAACUGAAGAUGAGAUCGAAGCGGUGAGAGGAAAGCUUAAUGUCACCGAGAUAGACCAAGUGGUUGAUCGACUCAGAGCUCUCCUAAUAGGGGAAUGUGAAGAACUGACCAGACUGGUGAAGCAUAUAAAGGCAAACAUUAAACAAAAGUGUCACAGCGGACUUCAUAAAUCUGAACCUUCACUUGCAGACCUGAGAGAACUUAGAGGAGCUAUACAAGUGGAUUUGGAGCUCAGCCCCUUUCUGUUCCCACCUUCGUCCCCUUUGCCUGCAAAGAAAGGUUUCAGUCUGACAGCAGCACAAAGCUCAGAGAGUCUGAAAACUUUAUCUCCUCCAUCAGUCCUAAGACCGCAUCCACCUCCUCCUCUGUCCCCUCCUAUACCCAGGCCUCCAGCUAGACCCCGUCUCUUUAAGAUGUCAACAUCCAGGACUCACGGUCAGCAUAGAGUCACAUCUGCUUUUAAUAAGUCAAGCAAAACACCUACCUGCAGCACUGCUGACACAUCUGGGCAUACACACGGUCUCCUCACCACUGACCACAUAAUGAGAAAUAAUAACCAGUGUGGUUUUUGUCCAGAACAAGACAGUGCUGGUCUUUCCUGCAGGACCCCGGAUUCUACGGCUAAUUUUGAAGUAAAAUCUGAGAGAAACUCACCCCUUCACAAAACCCAUUUAUCAGUAAACUGCAGGAUUCACAGCCAAAGUCGAGAGUGUGAAUGGUCACGGCAGAGGGAGAGAAAGAGCAGCCUUGCGUACAGGCCAAGACACAUCAAUAUCACCCCGUCACCUGUUCCUGCUCCCAGCGGUCUCUGUAAUGAAGGAAGUUGCAGCAGCAAAAGUACUGACCAAUCUGUGGCAGCGAAAUGGAAUUCAGGUAUUCAAAAGAGGCAGCAGGAUAGUAGCUGUGAAGGCAGUUUAGAAUCAGCGAGAGCACAGUCAUAUGCUGAUAGCAGGAGGAAGAUGUCUGAGAAUUCAGUCAUGUCUGAAACUUGGAGAACUCCUGCACAGACAUGCAGAAGGAAGAGCAACGGUGAGACUUCUAGAAAUUUAAGUGGAGCCUUCAGGAAUGAUGGCAAAGAGCAACAAAGCCUGGGUGGCCAGUGUGCAACACUUUGCCCAUUUCAUCCUUCAGCUGCAUGCAGUCAGCGACCACCAGCAAAGAUUAAUGAACAUUUUUUUACCUCUUCAAAAAAACCACCAGGGGGAAGCACAAGUCAGCCAAAAGAACCAGCAGAGCCCCAGUUUCUCCAGAGGUUUCAUCAGCCAGUGCCUCCUACGAGAGUGCAAACUUAAAGACGACUACUACCUGAGGGUGGUAGUCAUCUACCUUCUCUUUUUAUUUUUUAUU
Pundamilia nyererei is the source of this 1902-nucleotide messenger RNA. RefSeq names its product coiled-coil domain containing 24 (gene ccdc24). Bases 72 to 1847 code for a protein of 591 amino acids. The record is from RefSeq and is a predicted model, not a curated record. Lineage: Eukaryota; Metazoa; Chordata; Actinopteri; Cichliformes; Cichlidae. The transcript has 9 exons.